AUGUCGAAACGAGUUAUUUGUUUUACGUCAAAAAAAGUUGCAAUGUCAACUUUAGAUCAAACUAUAACUUCGAUGCAUGAUGAUGGAGAGUUAAUAUUUCAUGAAGAUCAGAACAACAAAUCAAGACAGAGAAGCAACAUUUUAAUCAGCAUAGAUAAAAACAACACACUUGAGGACGAUGAGGAUUCUGAAGAUGAGGCAAUUUGUGUAGACGAAAUUGAGAUCCCAUCAGCUUGUGGUGAAAAUGCCGAUGUAGUUACGAAAGAAAUUAACGCAAGUGAUACAGUUUUACCAAAUUAUCUCAUGAAACAGAUUUGUGUUAUUCAAUCCUAUGUUGUCAUCGAAUCAAUUUAUGGAGGACUGUACAGUUUGUGUUUGAAUUGUCACUACUCCCAUGGACUAGAAGUACCUAUAGGAAAGCACAAAUUUGUGAACACAAACUAUCAAAGGAGAUUCUAUUGUUGUGAAAAAGACGAUCUAUGCUGUGCAAUAUGCAAAUCCAUACUUUUUUUUAAAUUCUUACACCGGUGUGCAUAA
Molecule: messenger RNA, 537 nt
Organism: Ceutorhynchus assimilis (cabbage seed weevil)
Lineage: Eukaryota; Metazoa; Arthropoda; Insecta; Coleoptera; Curculionidae
Source: the annotation of a GenBank genome assembly